AUGGCCGAGCCGGGGGCGGAGCGGGAGGCGGACGGCGAGGCCGAGGAGGCGGCGGCGGCGGCCUUCGAGCUCCGCGCACGGGGCGCCCAGGGGUCCCUGGAGCUGAGCCUGCGCCAGCCGGCCCGCAGCAGCAGCAGCUCCGAGCGCUCCCUGCUGGCCUCCGAGGAGAUGCGGAGCCUCAUCGUGGAGCCGGGGCCGGCGGAGGACGAGGCCGAGGCGCUGGUGCAAGGCUGGUUGCAGCGCGAGGUGCGCGGCGGCGCCCGGGCGCCCUGGAUGCGCCCGCGGAGAUACUGGUUCGUGCUGACGCCCGACUCACUCGACUACUACAGCAGCAAUGAGAGGGGGGCCAAGCGGCUGGGCUCGCUAGUGCUCACCAGCCUCUGCGCCGUGCUCUGGCCGGACAAGCAGAGCUACAAGGAGACGGGCUACUGGAGCGUGACGGUGUUCGGCAGGAAGCACUGCUACCGGCUGCAUGCGGAGCGGCUGGACGAGGCCGUGCGCUGGGCGUGCGCCGUGCAGCGCGUCAUCGAGAGCAAGGCGCCCGUGCAGACGCCCACGCAGCUGCUCAUGCGGGAUGUGGAGGAGCAGGGCGGCAGCCCCGAGGCGCUGGAGCAGAUCUACCGCCGCAACCCCAUCCUGCGCUACAGCGGCAGCCCGCUCUACGCGCCCCUACUGCCCUUCCCGUACGGCAGCGCCGAGGCGCGCGGNNNNGGCGGGCGCCGCUACGCGCCGCUGCGCGACGAGGCCGUGAAGCUCUUCCACUCGCUGCAGCAGCUGGAGGCGGAGCGGGAGCCAGCGCCACUCAUGCAGGGCGUCCUGCAGACCUGCCUGGACCUGCCGCCGCUGGUGGAUGAGGUCUAUUGCCAGCUGGUGAAGCAGACGACGGAGCCGCCGGCACCGGGCGCGCAGGGCGACCUGCGCUACUGGCAGCUGCUCACGUGCAUGAGCUGCACCUUCGUGCCCUCGGCGCCCGUGCUGCGCUUCCUGCGCGCGCACCUCGACCGCACCGAGAGCCGCUGCCCGUCCUCGGAGAUGGCCAAGUACGCCAGCUUCAUCCGGGCGGCGCUGGGCAAGACGCGGGGGCGGCAGUGCGUGCCCUCGCUCGAGGAGAUCGUGGUGCUGGCGCGGCGGCAGGACAUGGUCUGCACAGUGCACUGCCCCGGCGCGGCCGCCUGCCGCGUGGCCAUCAGCUCCCACACCACGGCGGCCGAGGUGGCCCGGGAGCUGGUGUCGCGGCUGGGGCUGUCGCAGAGCCCCAACCUCUUUGCGCUCUAUGAGCAGUCGCGGCUGCGGGAGCAGCCCGUGGGCAGCGCCACGCUGCUGGCCGACGUCCUCACCAGGUUUGAAAACCUGGCCGGGGAGGAGCGGGAGCAGGGACCGCCGGGCCGGCUCUGCUUCAAGCACUACGGCUUCCUCGACACCGAGAACGUCCCGCGCGACAGCCUGGAGUUCGCUCUGCUCUUUGAGCAGGCGCACGAGAUGGUGCUGCGGGGCCAGGUGCCCACGUCGGAGGAGACGCUGCAGACGCUGGCGGCGCUGCGGCUGCAGAGCCUCAACAGCGACUUCUCCACGCACGCGCCCUUCCCGGGACAGGACCCGACCUAG
This is a messenger RNA of Nothoprocta perdicaria, 1605 nucleotides long. RefSeq names its product pleckstrin homology, MyTH4 and FERM domain containing H3 (gene PLEKHH3). Gene Ontology annotation, biological process: signal transduction. NCBI's taxonomy places the organism in Eukaryota, Metazoa, Chordata, Aves, Tinamiformes, Tinamidae. Gene Ontology annotation, cellular component: cytoskeleton. The record is from RefSeq and is a predicted model, not a curated record. Bases 1 to 1605 code for a protein of 534 amino acids. The transcript is spliced from 13 exons.